GCUGUCAGACAGAAGCUUCCACGAUCUUUCUCCCGGACAGACGGCCGACACUUGCAUCUGACUGGUUCGAUGCAGUUUCUUAACCUUACCAUGCCUACUUCAGCUGCGUCAACGACCGAUAUCCGGAGCGAAGCACCGCCAAGUUGCCGAGCCGAGACCGUAAAGCUCCGAUGCGCUUCUUCCCCGUCGCGCGCUGCUUGCAAUCCGCCUUUAUCUUUUGCCUUGGGUAUCCAUGCCUGCUCUUUGAGGCUUUACAACCCUUACAUAUAGUGACGAAGGGGUCAUGUUAUACAAGCCUCAGUCAUCUCAUCAAUCAUGCCAGGACGCACCUUGAUGCCGCUCCUCUCGCGGAGCUCAGCAGCCUCGUCUCGACCUCCGCUCCAGACCCUUAUAGCUUGGAGGGCUUGUAAUCAUCGAUUCCGGUCAUUAGUAGCUCCUGUUAUUCGUCGAUCGCUUUCAUCCCUACCGAAUCUACCUCUUUUCCGCGCUCUUCAAAAUCACGACCAGUCCAAUCUCGCGGUUGUUCACAGCGCGUCUGCUCGUUCCUUUACAUAUGGCAAUUUGGUUGCGGAUGUACUGCAGGCGAAAGAAAGGCUGAUCGGAUCUGCUGGGGGUAAACAAGAUGGCUUGUCUGGCGAGAGAGUCGCGUUUUUGGCUGAAAAUAGCUACGACUACGUAGUGACGCUUCUUUCUAUUCUUGCUAGCGAUGCAAUUGCCCUACCUCUUUCCCCGGCCUUUCCAAUUGGCGAAUUGAAGUAUAUUAUGGAUAAUUCUCAGGCAAAGGUGCUAGUUGCUACGGAGAAGUACGCGGGGAAAGCGCAAGAUCUUCUCAAGGCGGGUCUGGAUCGGGUGCCGGUUCUGGAUGUGAAGGACAAGAUUAAAGUGGGCGCGCAUAACUCGGGUUCCGUGUCAUUGGAGGAUCUCAAUGCGAAAUCUCGUGGUGGGAUGAUGCUCUAUACUUCUGGCACCACUAACAGACCGAAAGGUGUACUGAUCCCUCAGUCAGCGCUGACAGCACAAGCCGCGUCUCUCCUUGAGGCGUGGAACUACACCCCUGAUGAUCGAUUACUUCAUUUGCUUCCCCUGCAUCAUAUCCACGGCACCGUGAAUGCGAUUGUCACCCCCAUACUUGCAGGAUCUUCCAUUGAGUUCAUGUUUCCCUUCAACACCGAUGCCGUGUGGAAGAGGCUGGCAGCUCCAUUCCUACCGGCUACUCCAACGACAAGCAAGAUAACCUUUUUGACUGCCGUGCCCACUAUCUACAACCGACUGCUCUCUUCGUUCCCUGGCUUGAGCCCUGAUAUCCAGGAGGCGGCAAGGAAAGGCAUCUCACCCGAGAACAUGCGCCUCAACAUCUCCGGCUCCGCAGCCCUACCUACGCCCACCAAGAAAGCCUGGCAGGAUCUCAGCAACGGGAAUGUGCUUCUUGAACGCUACGGAAUGACCGAGGUUGGAAUGGCUAUCAGUUGUGGACUCGACUUUGCAGAUCGUGUUGAUGGUAGCGUUGGCUGGCCACUACCAUUCGUGGAGGCCAGACUGGUGGACACGGAUACCAACGAGGUCAUCAAUGCAGGAGAAGAGCGCGAUAACAAUGGCCGAGAGCGUGAAGGCGAAAUCCAGCUUCGCGGCCCGACCAUCUUCCAGGAAUACUGGGCAAAUGAAAAGGCCACCAAGGAGUCCAUUGUCUCUGGCGAGGAUGGCAAAGGCGAAUGGUUUAGAACCGGAGACGUCGCAACGCGUCGUAUUGUCGACAAUGCCGGUAAGGGAACCAGCGGCGAGUGGGCCAAAGGACCCAUGUACUUUAUCCAAGGCCGUCGGAGUGUCGACAUCAUUAAGUCCGGCGGCGAGAAAGUCAGCGCGCUGGAAGUAGAGCGGGAACUGCUAUCCCUUCCCCAAAUCGCCGAAGCCGCCGCCGUCGGUCUUCCCUCGGACCAGUGGGGUCAGAAAGUCGCCGCUAUUGUCGUUCUGAGACCCGAAGUUGCAAAGAAGACCGGGCGCAACGGCAAGACAUGGGGCGCUUUGGACAUGCGCCGCGCUCUCAAGGACCGCCUGGCUAGUUAUAAGAUGCCUCAGGAAAUGAAGGUUCUCGAUGGGCCUAUACCAAGAAAUGCUAUGGGGAAGGUUAAUAAGAAGAUGCUUGUGAAGGAGGUUUUUGGCAUAUAGUACAGAUUUUGUGAUGUGCUAUGUGUGAUACUGCAAUCCAUACAUAGAUCUUGGAUAUAUGGUGUAUUGUAUGCUGAAUAUAGAUGAGAUGUGCAUUUG
Molecule: messenger RNA, 2262 nt
Organism: Aspergillus sclerotioniger CBS 115572
Lineage: Eukaryota; Fungi; Ascomycota; Eurotiomycetes; Eurotiales; Aspergillaceae
Product: acyl-CoA synthetase
Exons: 5
Coding region: 316-2163 (615 amino acids)
Biological process (GO): fatty acid metabolic process
Molecular function (GO): medium-chain fatty acid-CoA ligase activity
Source: RefSeq, a predicted model, not a curated record